AAAACUGAGGAAGCUUCUAUGGCUUCAAAACGACUGAAAGAGCUGUUAGAAUCUCGAAAAUCUUCAUCACGUGAAGCCUCUGGCACUGGAAAUAGCAGUGCUCCUGGAAUUCAGGCACUGAUGCAAGCAAUUGAGCACGAGCUUGAAGUUAAUGUACGAGUACAUGAAGUUCGCUUGGAGUAUGAGCGUCAAAUGGAAGAGAGGGCUACAAUGGCAAAGGAGGUUUCAGUGUUGAAGGACGAAGCACAGAUUCUAAAGCAAAGAAAUUUAUGUGAUUGCCCUCAGACAAUGUCUCCGGGUGCCAGAAAUUCGAGGAUUUUUGCACUUGAAAACAUGCUUGCUACUUCAUCCAGCACUCUUGUUUCUAUGGCAUCACAGUUGUCAGAAGCAGAAGAGCGCGAACGGGCCUUUAGUGGCAGAGGACGUUGGAACCAAGUUCGCUCUCUGGCUGAAGCUAAAAAUAUAAUGAACUAUCUGUUCAACUUAGCAUCCUCGUCAAGAUGCCAGCUACGGGAUAGCGAGGUUGACUGUCGAGAGAAGGAUUCUAAAAUAAGAGAUCUGAAGGAAAAGGUAGUCAAUUUAGUUAGACAAUUGGAAAUGCAGAAGGCUGAGCUUAUUCGUCAGGAGAAGUUGAAGAAGUUGACUUCAAUGAAGCACUCCAAGGAAAAGACGCAAAAUUCUGUAGCUUAUACAAUAAGCAAUGAGGAAGGGCAUGUGUAUGCUCUGCGGCCCAAGGGGCCCCGGAACUCCAUGGUUUACAAUGGAGGGACUAGUGUUCUUACACCAGAAGACAUGGAUACGGCUGAAUCAGAGCAUUCUGACAUGAAUGAAACUGAUGAUGACUGUGACUGGGAACAUUCUGAUAUUGAAGUAGCUGAUGAUGACAGUGAUUGGGUACUUGCACCAAAGGAGAGAAAAAGGCACCAAGCGAAGAAAAAGAAUUCCAAGAUCGAGAACCAUUCAGGUACAUUAUCCAAUCCAGUAAGUGUCAGUGACACCGAAAGUCUAGCAACAGAGACUACAGAUGAGGGAAAAGACAUUGUUGAAAGGAAAGUCGCAUCUGGAAUGUGCUGCUCAUGCAGCAAACACUCUUCAUGCAAGACAAGGAAAUGCGAAUGUCGAGCUGCAGAGGGCACUUGUGGGAUUUCAUGUGGCUGUGAACCAACUAAGUGCAGCAAUAGAAAUGCAGAACUGUCUGAAGGCAUUGACAGUGGUUUAGGCACUGAUCAAACAGAGAGCAGUCAUAUUCUUGCUUCUCAUGGCGCAAUGCUACUUCAGACUGCACUCUCUGAGAAGCCUGCUGAGACAAAUGAUUUCGGCGGGGCUAGAAGAAAACCAUUAUCUGACAUUGGCAACACACUGGUCAGAUCGAAUGUGCCAAAGCCUAACCAGAAUCCAAAGAAACCAGAGAGCAGUACAAUUGAAGCCGACAUUCCUUUGAAAUUACCAAGAGCAAUGCGAUCUGCAUUCUCAAAUCACAAUCCAUUGAACGAGAUGAACUCCAACCAGCUCAAUGAUUCUGUUGUUAGUAAGGAGUCUGGAGCUCCAGCUCCCAGAAGUCCUCAGCGACAGGAAAGAACAGCGGAUGAGAAAGAAAACCAUAACCUUUAA
This is a messenger RNA of Ilex paraguariensis (yerba mate), 1611 nucleotides long. Lineage: Eukaryota; Viridiplantae; Streptophyta; Magnoliopsida; Aquifoliales; Aquifoliaceae. The record is from the annotation of a GenBank genome assembly.